CAUCAAUUUCACUUUGAAAUCCUACGAUUUGUUCCUCGAUCUCUCCAAGUAUCGAGACAACCAAACAUGUCGCACCGUGCGGCUCUCGCUCAGCUUCGAGCUCAGCGUGCCUCCGGUAAGACACGUCUCGAUUCUUACCAGAUCGAAGACAAAGGUGCCAUUUACGACGAGGUCGAUGAAGAUGGUUAUAAAAAGGUGGUCCGCGGACGCCUCGAUAGGGACGACUUUGUUGUUGACGACCACGGCGAGGGUUACGCCGACGACGGCCGAGAGGAAUGGCAAAACGAGCGCAUGCAAUACAGCAGCGACGAAGGAGAAGAUGCUCGACCAAAGUCAAAAGCUGCGAAGCGUAAACGCGAGGAAGAACGAGAAAAGGAGGACAAGACUAACCAUAAAAUCUUGAACUACUUCAACAGUGGCCCUGUCGCCGCUGCACCAAAGCCAAAGAUUCAAACCACGGCAGAAGAUGAAGCUUUCAUGGCAGAUCUUCUUGGUGAAGUCGACGCCAACAUUCUUCCCGCUCGUUCUUUCAACAAAAAGACCAUCAAGACCGAGUCUCGUCGAAAAGUCAGAGUCCUUUCUCCUCCUCUCACCCAAGAAAGGCCCAAGAGAAGCUACCAGCCUCCGCAGACCGCACUGGUCGAUACUCCUCCCGCUCAGACCGCAUUUGAGGAAGACGACAACAUGUUGUUGCAGGGUGACGAUGAUAACAUCAUGAGUGACCCCCUCCCAUCUUCGCCCGUUGUCAAAGCCGUCGAACGCAAGGCCAAGAUCCACAUCAAAGAGGAGGAGGAAGACGACGACGACAUGAUGAUGGUUGCUCAAGCCACUGGGCACCAAGGCUCAACCUCCACGAGCGUCAACAUGACAGGCAGCAGACCACCUCCAAAGAUCAAGGCAACUUCUCUUCCAACGCCACUCAAUUCUUCACCACCAGUCCCUGCAACCACCGAAGUCGAUGCAGCCUCGUGGAACAACAUCACCAGCAAACUAAGUAUUCAAAGCAGUCCUUCCUCGGAAACAAUGACAUUCGGCAAAAUGAAACCUCAAGAUGCCGUCGAGGAAGAUGGGAGCCUUCGCAUGUUCUGGCUCGAUUACACCGAGGUCAAUGGCAGCUUGUGUCUCUUCGGCAAGGUCAAACACAAGGUCACCGGCCAGUAUCUCAGUGCUUUUGUCAAAAUUGACAACAUCUUGCGAAAGAUGUACUUCUUGCCACGGAGACGGAAAGACUCAGAUGGCCGUGACACCGAGGAACCCGUCGAAUGGGAGGAUGUCUUUACAGAAGUGGACUCUCUCAUGUCCAAGAUGAAAAUCAGCACGAGGAAAGUCAAGACAUGCACGAGAAAGUAUGCCUUUGAACUUCCAGACGUUCCCAAAGAGGCCGAGUAUCUGAAGCUGUUGUAUCCAUACGACAAAACUCCACUUCCAAUGGAUCUCAAGGGCGAAACUUUCUCGCGUGUCUUUGGCACCAACACUGCUUUGUUUGAGCAAUUUGUUCUGUGGAAGAACAUCAUGGGCCCUUGCUGGCUCAACAUCGAGGGUGCCGACUUCACCGCUGUCAACAAUGCCUCCUGGUGCAAGCUGGAAUGCGCCGUCUCCAAACCUGCCAGCAUCAGCGUGCUUCCUCAGUCUGAUCAAACCGAGGCACCGAGACUCACUUUGAUGUCGUUGUCUUUCCGGACCCAACUCAACGUCAAGGAAAACAAGCAAGAGAUCCUGAUGGCUAGUGCUCGAGUGUAUGAGAACGUCUCGUUGACCGACACCACUCCACCAGAAAAGAUGCCAUCCCGAACAUUCACGGUUAUGCGCCCCUCAGGAUCGGCCUAUCCUGUAGGAUUUGAAGCAGAGACCAAGAAGCAGAAGGGUACUUUUUUCCUUGAGAAGAGUGAGCAAUUUCUCCUCAGUAAAUUCCUUGCCCUGUUCGAGAAGGUGGACCCAGAUUGUCUCAUGGGACAUCAGCUGCAAGAAGUCGACUACAGUAUCUUGCUGAGUCGUCUCAAGGAGAAGAAAACCCCUGGAUGGCAUCGAAUUGGACGAAUGAAGCGCGCAGAAUGGCCCAAAACCUUUGGAAAGGGCGGUUCUUCCUUUUUCGCCGAGCGACAACUCUUAGCAGGACGUCUGAUGUGUGACCUCGCCAACGAUAUGGGCAAGUCUUUGAUGACCAAGUGCCAGCAGUGGAGCUUGUCGGAAAUGUGUGAACUCUACUUGGGUCCUGACAAUCCUCGACGCGAACUCGACAACGAAUCUGCUCUCAAGACGUGGGCCACAACCCGCGAUGGUCUGAUGAAUUAUGUCAACCACUGCCACGCCGACACCUUCUUUAUCGCGGCUCUUGUUCUGAAAUUGCAAAUGCUUCCUUUGACAAAGGUCCUGACCGAGCUAGCGGGUAACUCGUGGGCUCGAACAUUGAGUGGCACCCGUGCUGAACGAAACGAAUACAUUUUGCUGCACGAGUUCCAUCGCAAUAAAUACAUCUGUCCAGACAAAGAGUAUGGCAAAGGCCGAGCGAAGGCACAAGUGGAAAAUGAAGAUGAAGAGGGCGCUGAUACCAAGAAGAAAGACAAGUACAAGGGUGGUCUUGUUUUCGAACCCGAAAAAGGCCUGUACGAGAAGUUCAUCUUGGUCAUGGAUUUCAACAGUUUGUACCCCAGCAUCAUCCAGGAGUACAACAUCUGCUUCACCACCGUGGACCGAACAACAACUGCAGAAAAUGAGAACGAAGAGAAGGUGCCAGAAGUACCUAUGGAUCAAAACCAGGGUAUCUUACCAAAGCUGAUUGCCACCCUCGUCUCUCGUCGGCGAGAAGUCAAGAAAUUGAUGAAGGAUAAACGAGCCACCGCCGAGCAGAUGGCUCUGUACGACACGAAGCAAAUGGCCCUGAAGCUCACGGCCAACUCUAUGUACGGUUGUUUGGGCUACACACAGUCACGAUUCUAUGCCCGACCGCUGGCCAUGCUCACCACCUUCAAGGGAAGAGAGAUUCUCAGAAGUACAAAGGAACUCGCAGAGAGCAAUCAACUGCAGGUCAUUUAUGGUGAUACUGAUUCGGUCAUGAUCAAUACCAACACGGACACCAUUGCACAGGCAUUGGCAGUGGGUAAUGAAUUCAAGAAGUCUGUCAACGAACGCUACAGACUGUUGGAGAUCGAUAUCGACAAUGUGUUCCGACGUCUGUUGCUUCACGCCAAAAAGAAGUACGCCGCUAUCAAUAUGGCUGAAAUUGAUGGCAAGUUUGUUGAGAAGCUUGAGGUCAAGGGUUUGGAUAUGAAGAGAAGGGAGUAUUGUGCUCUAUCAAAGGAGGCGUCCCAAAGACUUCUCAACGAGAUUCUUUCUGGAGAGGAUUCUGAAGUCGUGUUGGAAAAGAUCCACGAAUACCUACGAGAGCUGGCCACCAACAUGAGGGAAAGCAAGAUCAACGCGCAGAAAUAUGUCAUCUAUACUAAAUUGGGUAAAAAUCCAACCGAGUACCCGAAUGCAGAUUCGAUGCCACAAGUCCAAGUGGCUCUGCGCGAGAUCGCGAGGGGAAAACCAGUUCGUGUCAACGAUGUCAUGGCAUACAUUGUCACCAUGGGAGACGAACAGACCAAGAGCCAACCUGCGCCUAAGCGAUCAUACACACCUCAAGACGUGCAGAAAGCCGACUCUGGCCUGGUCCCAGACAUCGAGUACUACUUGUACAAGCAAAUCUUACCACCUAUCGAGCGUCUAUGCGCGCCCAUUCCGGGAACCGAUUCGGUGAGAUUAGCAGAAUGUCUCGGUCUGGACGUUCGCAAGUAUCAGAUCAACACCAACACCUCGUCAAGCCGUCAGAACGCCGAGAUCUUUCCUCUCGAGUCACAGAUUCCCGACAGCGUCAGAUUCCAGGACGCUGCCAGACUUCGAUUGCGCUGCAGGGAUUGCAAGGAAGUCACCGUGUUUGAAGGACUGUGUGAGUCGACAACGAUCUCAAGUCCCAAUGGGAUCAGUUGCAGCAACAGCGCGUGCGGGAAAGUGUUCUCGCCCAUGUCAAUCGUGAUGCAGUUGGAUUCACAGAUCCGAUCACAAACCAGUGCGUACUACGAAGGUUGGCUUGUCUGUGACGAUUCAUCGUGUGGGAACCGCACCAGACAGAUGUCAGUCUAUGGACACCGAUGUCUGGGUCCGAACGGAAGAGCAGAAGGAUGUUUGGGUCGUAUGGGCUAUGAAUAUCCAGAGAAGAAACUCUACAACCAGCUCCUAUACCUUGCCACGCUGUUUGACGUCGACAAAGCCAAAGCCAAGGCCCGGUCAGAAAAGGAGUAUGCGGAUAGAGCCGACCGAAUUGUUGUUCUGGCAGAGACCAACAAGGAUAGGUUUGCCGAUAUCAAAGCUGUGGUGGAUGCCUACCUGAGGAAAUGUGGUCGCCAAUGGGUGGAGAUGGACACUUUGUUCGGCUUUGCAUUGAAAUAGGAGUUGUGUCGUAGUGUUGGUUGACCUGACCAGGACUUGAACAAGUAAUGCGUGGCGCGCAUGGAGCAUUUCUCUGCAUUACUGUGCGGU
Molecule: messenger RNA, 4518 nt
Organism: Exophiala mesophila
Lineage: Eukaryota; Fungi; Ascomycota; Eurotiomycetes; Chaetothyriales; Herpotrichiellaceae
Exons: 3
Coding region: 67-4428 (1453 amino acids)
Biological process (GO): leading strand elongation; lagging strand elongation; mitotic DNA replication initiation
Cellular component (GO): alpha DNA polymerase:primase complex
Molecular function (GO): single-stranded DNA binding; pyrimidine nucleotide binding; purine nucleotide binding
Source: RefSeq, a predicted model, not a curated record